ACCCCCACCCCCACCCCGCACAACCAGCUCUUUCGCCAGGCCCAUUGCUCUGGAGCGUUGCCAAAGCUGGCCCUCUAAUUAAAGGAGACCGGCCAGACAGGCGCUUGGCUUCCUAGUUCAGAGAUGGCGCUCACUAUCUUAGUGCUCCGGCUGGCUGUGGGCAUCCUGACGUUCCCCAUGUAUCUGCUCAACUUUCUGGGCGUGUGGAACUGGCUGUGCAAACGAUGGUUUCCACACUUCCUGAGGAGGUUCACGGCGAUGUACAACGAGCAGAUGGGGAGCAGGAAGCGCGAGCUCUUCAGCAACCUGCAGGAGUUCGCCGGCCCCUCCGGAAAGCUCUGCCUGCUGGAGGUGGGCUGUGGCACCGGGGCCAACUUCCAGUUCUACCCGCCUGGGUGCAGGGUGACCUGUGUCGACCCCAACCCCUGCUUUGAGAAGUUCUUGUUCAAGAGCAUCGCGGAGAACCGACACCUGCAGUUCGAGAGCUUCAUGGUGGCUGCCGGGGAGAACAUGCACCAGGUGGCUGAUGGCUCUGUGGACGUGGUGGUCUGCACCCUGGUGCUGUGCUCGGUGGACAGCCAGGAGAAGAUCCUCCGCGAGGUGCGCCGAGUGCUGAGGCCGGGAGGGGCUUUUUAUUUCAUGGAGCAUGUAGCAGCUGAGCGGUCCACCUGGAAUUACUUCUGGCAGCAGGUCCUGGAUCCUGCCUGGUACCUUCUGUUUGAUGGGUGCAAUCUCACCAGAGAAAGCUGGAAGACUCUGGAGCAGGCCAGCUUUUCCAAGCUGAAACUGCAGCACAUCCAGGCGCCGCUGUCCUGGGCAUUGGUGCGGCCUCAUAUCUAUGGCUAUGCUGUGAAAUAGGAUAAGGGGUAGGAGAGAGCUGUUAUCUCAGUAACUCAAGGCUUCACUUUUACAUUUGAAAUACUAACCAGAAGACGGCAAAGUUGAAUUCAUCCUUAAGUUUCUGUCUAGCCAUUUCUAUAUUGUCUCCCACAGAAUCAAAACCAAAUCAAAAUAGCUUUGAACCCUCCCUUCAAAGGGAACAGUGGUCUUUGAUAAGGCUUUGAAAAGAAGCAAUGCAAAAAACUAACGGUUCACAAACUGAAUAAAUAAACACAGGCUAAAUAACACAGAAAUUUCCAAAAGGAAAAAAAAAAAGAUGAACCUAUUUCUUUUUUUUUCUUUUUCUUUUUUUGAAAUAGAAUAUGAUCUCAUUGUGUAGCUCUGGCUAGCUUGGAACUCACUGUGGGAUCAAAGGUGUGAACUACCACUCCUGGCAUAUUUGCUAUUUUUAGUAUCACUGGUUUGGCUGGGAGGCUGCCACGUGUUCUCUGGCUGACUUUGUGUCAUUUACGCCAGUGUUUCACCAAAGUCUGUUUUCUUGCACUCCAGUCCUCAAUUCCUAAAAGACUUCUUCUGUCACGUUAAUGUAACCACAGAACUCUCCAAGACAGUUAUGAUUCUUGAAGUUAAUUUACCUUAUCUACCACAUGUAUUGCUGACUAUAAUAGAUUGCAGGCAGUAAAAGGGCCCAGUGUAGUUAGGAAAACUGGGUACACUGUGUAGGACACCUGAGAAAGCAGUUCACCAGCUGUGAAGCACCUGGGGAGUUACUGUGAUCAAAUCUGCUCCUGACCAUGGAAAUCAUUACGAAGGCUUUGAGAGCAAGUCUUGGUGGCCUACCGGAGGGUCUGCAGCAGUACUUUGUAUGUAUCUUAACAAAAUAUAUUUUUCGGGAUCACCUUACAGAAGUUCUAUUUUAAAUAGCAACUCAAUAAAUAAAUUCAUAUUCACUUUAGAAAAGGAAAUAAAAGAAACAGUUCUACUUGG
Nannospalax galili (Upper Galilee mountains blind mole rat) is the source of this 1827-nucleotide messenger RNA. RefSeq names its product methyltransferase like 7A (gene Tmt1a). NCBI's taxonomy places the organism in Eukaryota, Metazoa, Chordata, Mammalia, Rodentia, Spalacidae. Gene Ontology annotation, molecular function: S-adenosylmethionine-dependent methyltransferase activity. Bases 124 to 858 code for a protein of 244 amino acids. The record is from RefSeq and is a predicted model, not a curated record. The transcript is spliced from 2 exons.